CGCAGAAGUAGUUGUUGACAAAUUUCACAAACAUGGCUUCCUGUUCUGAUUCAGUCACUACUGACAGUCAAAAAACAAAUAGUUUAUCGAAUCGUUCAGACUCUCAACCAGAUGCUGAAGUAACAGACACAGAAAUAAAAGGGUAUUUAAUGAAAAGAGCAAGACUAUCUCGAAAAUGGAAAAAACAAUGGUUCUUGCUUAGAAAUUGUGACCUGUUUUAUAGUGAAUCUCCAGAGGUAAAAAAAAUCAUAAGUCGACAUCAUUGAUUAGACUAAUCAUUAUCGUUUUUAAAAUAUUGAACACUUUAUUAUCAUUUAACUAAUUAUAGUGUAUGCUAGUUACUUUAAAUAAAACGAAAUAUGAAGUAGCCACUUUGGCUAAUUCAGAUUGAUCAGCCUGUGACGUCAUUUGGAUGUUUAUUAAAGUUGCCAUGAAUUAGGGUUCAGGCUCAGGUUAGGUUUAGGUGGGAAACAUUUAGGAUUCAGGUUAGGUUUAGGUAGAUACUUUGGUCAAAAAUGUAAACAUUUUUUAAAAAUAAACCAAUGGCACAGUUGAACAGAAUUAUAACACCAAAAUCAUAUUUUUAGCUGUUGUAGUUUUAAAGUUAUGAAUUUUUAAAGUAGGACUUGGUUUGUCAUUUUUUAACAUGGACUGCAUCUCCACAUUCUGUGACCUCAUUCCACUGAUCGCGUCAUGCGCAAUGACUAUAUAGUUUAUAUAAGGCAACGCAUUCCCUAUCGCUAAAAUACUGUUUAGGGUCGACUUAUUUUAAACUUUCAACUUUGGCACAUGAAUAAUUAAUAAAAGCUUUCCCUGACCAAUGGUUUAAAAGCUUUUGCACACGGCAAACUCUUAUGAAUGAAACUCUGAGAUAGUACUACGACGUAGCCGUUAUGCAAGUGGCUGUGAAUGGUUGCCAAUGACAACGUGUUGCACAGGGAAAAUUCUGAUCAUUUAUAUUAUGGACUCUGCAGGGUUUUUAAAGCUCAAAUUAAAACAUUUCCAGUUUAAAUGUCUUCAAAAUGCAUUCUGAAACACAAAAUAUAAAAUAUUUUGAUGUAUAUAGUGGUAAUAAUUAAAUAUUUCCUAAGUAUCGGCAACUUCCGCCAUUAAAAAGGGGGCGUGGCCCACGCCAUGUCGAAAUUAGGCUGAGCCACCUUAUGGUGAUAUGGGUCACUGUGACAAGCGUAACAAACGUGAGACACGACCUACAUCAAUGAAACUUGGCACAGAUAUAGAUCAAUACCUAAUGCUCAUACAGAUUUAAUCAAAAAGGACCUUAUCUUAUUAUUUCACAAAAAAUUUUGUAUGCGAAGAUGCCUUAUAUAUACCAAAGAUUUUCAAAAUAAAGGUCGAUUGAAAAAAGCAAAAUAGCUGGCUAGAAAUGUAGGCCAAGAUGUCUUCCAAAUUAUAAGGCCGGAAACGGAACUCAAAUAUAUGUGGAAAGAACUAAUUUAAUAAUAAAUAGACACACACAUCGGAAAAUUAAAAACUCGGAUUUUUCGGCGCCGACGCCCAUUUCCGAUAAAAAAAAAAUAGUAGUCUCCCUUGUUUCAUCGAAGUAUCUAGGUUUAGGGAUACAUUUUACGUUUAAGGUUAGGUUUAGGGAUACAUUUAGGGUUACAUUUAGGACAUAAGUUCAUGGGUCGCGAUAACCAAGAUGGCGGCCACGGGCUGAUCUCUCCGAAUUCACCCUUACCCCUUAGGCCAGGUAAAGCAAAGAUCAAAGAGACUACUUCAAAAUUUGAAUGGGAAAUGGUAGUCGGUGCAGAAGAAUCCGAGUUUUUAAUUUUUGGACAUCAGUGGUUUUUCAUUUAAAAAAGGAUUUUUGGCACAUGACUAAAGCUUUCCCUGAUCUGGUUUAAUAGUUUUUGCACACAGCAAACUUUUAUGAAUGAAAACUCUGAGAUAGUAGUACGGUAUAGCCAUUAUGCAAGUCACUGAAUGGCUGCCAUGACAUUUGGCACACUGCAAAUUAUGGUCAUUUAUAAUAUGGACUCUGCCUGGUUUUUUAACCUCAAAUUAAAAUAUUAUUCUUUCAAUAAAAUUUAAGUUCAUUCUUAAACUUAAGUUAUCAAAUAUUUUGAUGUAAAUAAUAAAAUAUUUCCUAAGUAACCGCGUCUUCUGACAAUAAAAGGGGGCGUGGCCACUUCCUUAUCGAAAUUUGGCUGAGCUACAUUACCAUAUAGCGGUUUACUCAAAUGAGCAUAACAAGUGGCCGACAUGUCCUAAUUCAAUGAGAAUUGACACAAAUAUGCAUUGAUAGAUAAUACAGAGUAAGACUUAAGAUGAAAGACAUAAAAGUUGAACUUCUAUAAUAUGAAAGACAUAAAAGUUGAACUUCUAUAUGAUUUUUUAGUAAAAGAUGCCUUAUAUUAAAGGGUAAUUUCAAAAUACAGAUCGAUUGAAAAAUCCACAACAAAUCAAUGAAAAUUUAGGUCAAGAUGUCUACCAAAAUGUAAGGCCAGAAAUGGAACUCAAAUAUAUGUCGAAAAUACUCAUUUAAUAAUAAAUAGACACACACAUCGGAAAAUUAAAAACUCAGAUUUUUAGGUGCUGAUUCCCAUUUCUGAUACACAAAAAGUAGAAGAUUCAUCGAAGUACCUAUGUAAAUAAGGCAUCUUUCCCUCUAAAUAUUUUGUUGAAGUUUAAAAGAAAGGUUUUUCAUAUUAAAUCUUGAUAGGCAUUAUUAUAUUGAUGCAUACGUAUGCACAUAAAUUCUCAUUGAUGUAGUUCAUGUCCGAUGUUCGUUAUGCUUGUCCCAGUAACCUUCAUUAUCAUUAGGUGGCUCAGCCCAGUUUUGACCAUGGUGUGGUCCACGACCCUUUUUUAAUGGCGGAAGAUGCUGAUACUGGAAAUAUUCAAUUAUUACCCCCAUUUACAUCAAAAUAUUUUAUAACUUGUGUUUUAGAAUGAACUUAUAAGUAAUUUAAACAAGAAUAUUUUAAUUUGAGGUUUAAAAAUCCAGUAAAGUCCAUAUUUUAAAUGAUCAUAAUUUGCUGUAUGCAAAACAUUGUCAUGGGCAACCAUUCACAGUCCUUGCAUGUCUUAUAAUACUUAAGUAUAAUCUCAUAGUUUCAUUCAUAAGAGCAUGAAUUUGCAGUGUGCAAACACUAUUUAAUCAUUUGUUAUAGAAAGCUUUAAUUAAUUAAUUUUGUCAUGUACAAAAGUUGAAGGUUCAAAAUAAGAAGUCCCACACCAGUAUUAUUAUUUUUAGGGGAGGCCUUGCCUUACAUAUACUAAUUAUAUAAUAGAUAGGGGUGUGCCGGAAUCCGGUUCCGCCGGAUUUUGCACUAUCCGGUGAAAUCCAGUUCCGCCGGAUUUACAUGUAUCCGGAACAACCGGAAUCCGGAAUAUACCGGAUUUCGGAAUUUGCCAGAUUUUGUGACUCACCGGAUCAUAAUCUGAAAUAAAAGUAAUUCUCUUUCCCGAAUUCCACACGAUCACGAUACAUUAAUCGAUUGUUUCGAGCGUUGAGCUUGUUUAAUGUUUAAUAUUCCGUACAUACCAGAGGCUAGAGUCAGCACCGCUAAUAGUGGCCAAUAGUGUAGGGACUUUGAUAAGAAAAUUUAAACUUUUUGUAAAAAUAAACCAAUGGCAUAGUUGAAAAGAUGUAAUUUUUUAAAGAAUUAUAACACCAAAAUCAUAUUUUUAGCUGUUGUAGUUUUAAAGUUAUGAAUUUUUAAAGUACGACUUGGUUUGUCAUUUUUUAACAUGGACUGCAUCUCCACAUUCUGUGAUCUCAUUCCGCCAAUCCCGUCAUGCGCAAUGACUAUAUAGUUUAUAUAAGGCAACGCAUUCCCUGCCUUAUCACUAAAAUACUGUUUAGACUUAGUUUAAACUUUCAACUUUGGCACAUGAAUAAUUAAUUAAAGCUUUCCCUGACCAAUGGUUUAAUAGUUUUUGCACACGGCAAACUCUUAUGAAUGAAACUCUGAGGUAGUACUACGAUACAGUUAUGCAAGUGGCUGUGAAUGGUUGCCAAUGACAACGUGUUGCACACGGUAAAUUCUGAUCAUUUAUAAUAUGGAUUCUACCGGGUUGUUAAAGCUCAAAUUAAAACAUUCCAGUUUAAAUGUCUUUAAAAUGCAUUCUGAAACACAAGUUAUCAAUUAUUUUGAUGUAAAUAGUGAUAAUAAAUUAAUAUUUCCUAAGUAUCGGCAACUUCCGCCAUUAAAAGGGGGGCGUGGCCAACCCCAUGGCGAACGCGUAGAAACAUGGCGUCUCUCGUAAGACACUUAUCCAAAUGGAACGGAACUCUAAUAUAUAUCGAAAGUACUAAUUUAAUAAUAAAUAGACACACACAUCGGAAAAUUAAAAACUCGGAUUUUUUGGCGCCGUUUGCCAAUUCCCAUACACAAAAAGUAGUAGUCUACCUUGACUUACCGAAGUAUCUACCAAUAGUACCGGAAUCCGGGAGAAACCGGAAUCCGGAUUAUUCCGGAUCCGAAUCUCGAUCCGGUGGAUUUCGCAUAAGAAAAUCCGGAUCCGGUUGGAAAAAACGGAUCCGGCACACCCCUAAUAAUAGAUGCUAAACUUAGUAAACAGAAUAUCCAAAAUGUAUUUAAUGUAAUAACACAUAUUACAUAGCAAGAUAAGUUAUAAUUUAUUUAUAAUUUCAUACUUAAUACUGUUAUUAAAAUUUAAUUUUAAAAUUAGAACUUUUAAUACCCAGCAUUGAUGAUUAAUCCUGAAAAUAAAGUUUGAAUAAAAUUAUCAUUUACACAAGAGUUUUAUCGCAUCACAUGAUUAGCAGAAUGAGGUCAAAAAUGUGGAGGUGCAGUCCAUAGUAAAAAAAAAUACCAAACAAACCUCCACAUUAAAAAUUCAUAGCUUAAAAAGUACUUAAACCAGAAAGCUGAUUCUGGUUUAAUUUAUUUUAUUUUGAAGUUUGCUCUGUAUAAUGAUAUUUUGUAUAUUUUUGUAACGAAGUAUCAAUACAAUGUAGCUCAAAGAAAAUUAUGAUUUUGAGGGUUGGGGGAAUUAUUUAAGGAUAGCUCUGUUGAUUGAGAAAUUUAAUUAAAUAUAAAAGUGACUAAAAUAAGAACUAGGCAGAAUCUUUUUGAGAGAGCUGCCACUCCUUGGUCAUAUGCUUUUUCAGUACAUUGACACAAUGUGUGACACACUCCCUGUGUUUUUGCACUACUUUUUACCCACAGCCGCCAUCUUUAUUGUCAUAAUGGCAAGGUGGUGGCUGUAUACAAAAAAAAAAUUUGGCUAGAUGGGAGAGAAUGUGUUGUUUGAACUACCUACUGAGAGCAAUGAAAAUUAGGGGGAAAAAACAAUAAAAUUUAAUGAUGUUAUUUAUUAUUUUUGGAGAAAUACCUGCAAUUCUAAAAUCUAUAAAUCUACCUAACCUGAAUGGUAUUUCAAUAUCCCUCACUCAAGCAUAAAUUCCCCCUUUACUUGAGCGUAAAGUUACCCCUAAAUUUAGUCCCUGUAACUUGAGCGUAAAUCUUCAAACCUAAAAUCUAUGACCUAACAUGAACCCUUUGACCAUGUGACAUGUUCGUUUGCUACAGUUAUACACUGUACUAAACUGAGUAAAUCGUAAAUUUGAAUAAAAUAUUUGAACACAAAUUUUUUUUUUAUUAUGGAAAAUAAUAAAAAUCCAAUUUACAGUUUCAUCAAAUACACUUUUACACACUUUAUUGCAUGCUCAAAAAAGGAUGCCAGAAAAAUAAAAAUUCUUUUCCAAAAUGCCUUCAAAUUAGCCUAAUUUUGAAAUAUUUUAAUUAACCACCCGAUGAAAUAAUAAUUUUAGGAAGCCAUCAAUCAAAAACAUUACAUUUGCGUAUUAUCCUACACAGAAUCCUACACGAAACUCAGAGGGGCGUGGAUUGUGUGUAUAGACAGCUUUUUCAUAUUUUCGAGCUUUAAUAAACAAUGGUGUCGAGGGGCCAAAUGUAGUCUUCAUGCCAUGUGGUGACUGUCAAGUUUCAAAAUUGGUGGGAUAGAGUGGGGGAAAAUUUAGAUUCUUGUAGAUAAUUGGAUGCUUAAAACAGUGGUUACCAUGAAAAUUGUGACUUGUAGAUAAUGUACGAGAAAUUAAAUAGUAGACAUGCCUUAAUUCAACUUGAUAUAUUUUCCACAAAAAAUUAUUGAUCAAAAAGUUGUAAAAUACAGUAUUGUUCAGCAUCCAAAUCUCUUUAAAAUUGAUAUAUCACACGACCUUACUUACACAAUUAAAGCUUUAAUAACCAACUCCUGUAAAUUAGAUUUAUUUUUAACGCCAUUAUAUUUACAACCUGAUUAUGAUAAAGAUGUGAAAAUUGGUAUAUUUAUUCUUCUUUAAAAUAACAAAUAUGUUUUACCAUUUUCUAAAUAUACAAUGGAAAUAUACAAUGGCAGUGGGGUGGUAUUUGUUUUAAAAAAAUUAAUAAAUGAAGUAUAAAGCAUGAUUUUUCCUCCUAAUUUUUUAAAAAUUUAUUUAAUUUUUUUCCCUCAGGGAUCAUUAAAAAAGAUUCCGCUAACAGAUGCUGAUAUUUCUGAAACUCGGGUAGACAAGAAGCAGUAUGCCUUUCAAAUUAGAAGCAAACAAAAUGGACGAACAUAUUACAUUCAUGCGGAAAAUGAACUAACCCAGAACAGUUGGAUGCAGGCUAUUUGCUUUGCAAAGGCUGCUGGGAAUCAUGGCAGUGCAUCACAAGCCUGUGUUGUGCAGUGAUGAUAGCUGUUUCUUCCUUGCAUAUUUUCUAAAUUAGACUGUGAUAUUAAAUACAUGCACAAGUUUGACUUUACUUCUUUAACAGAAUCAUAAUCAUUUUAACAUUUAGCAUAAACUUAUAUAAAUUAUAAUAAAACUGUAGACCAUGGAGAUGAAAAAUGCUGGGAAUUUUUUUUUAUUAUUGUCAAUCAUUCGUUGUCUCCUCCAAAUGUUAAUAGUAAAUAUGUAAUAAAUAUAUAGGAAUAUUUUUCUCUUCAGUCUUUCUCAUCUUUUAAAAAAAAAUCAAAUUAUUUACUGGUAUUUAAAUUAUGAGGCUGUUUCCAGUGUAGACUUUCCUUAUUAUCCCACAUAAGAUUUUUUUAAAAUGUUUUUUUUUUAAAUUGUUGAUAAGAUUUGUUGUGUUAUUAUUUUUAAUAAGCUUAUUAUUUGUUCAGUAGGAAAGCAGGCCAUUAGGUUCAACUGACCAGUAUUUGGGUAUAUCACUUAAUCUCGCCAUUAACUUAAUGCUUUGAUUAAAAGAUAGUAGAAAAAUUAUAAAGUUUAAAAAAAACAUCGCGUUAGUUUAACUUGCGUACAUUUAAAAGACUCUGAAAUUGCGUGCACUGAUUAAGCUCUGAUUCUUAUUUUUAAAUGUAUGGACAUUUCUUAAAUAAAAAUAUCAAGACUUUUUAAUUUAAAAUUUAUAGGAUCCUUUAAAAUUACUCCAGGAAAAAAUUAUAGUUUAUAGAAUCUCACCAGUGGGUUAAUAUAGGAGCCUAAAAACCUUUCCGAGUAUGUACAUUCCUAAUGCUUAUAUAUGUUUAUAUAAAUUUAAUUGAAAA
Messenger RNA from Lymnaea stagnalis (great pond snail), 7488 nucleotides. NCBI's taxonomy places the organism in Eukaryota, Metazoa, Mollusca, Gastropoda, Lymnaeidae. The record is from the annotation of a GenBank genome assembly.